This is a messenger RNA of Ceutorhynchus assimilis (cabbage seed weevil), 2311 nucleotides long. Lineage: Eukaryota; Metazoa; Arthropoda; Insecta; Coleoptera; Curculionidae. The record is from the annotation of a GenBank genome assembly.
CUUAUUAAACAAACAACAAACAUCGCACUAAUAAAAUAAUUAAAUAAUUUCGCAUCAAAACAAAACUUACCUUCAAAUUGUUCAGCCAACGAUUCUUUUAUUAUAUUUUCUACUUCAGCGUUAACAUCUUCCUCCUGUAAAAUAAUCAGACUGUAACAGCUGGGCAAAAAGUUUCAUAUUACUUACACAAGGAACAGGAACGGUAUUUCAACUACUACGUCAUUGACCAUUUAACCAAACCAAUUCCUAAAAACCAACCCAAAAAUAAAAUCAAGAAAUAAAAAAAAUCGGCAUUGACCCAGUUUAAUAUUAAAUCGUCGAUUUGUCAAAGUCUACUAACUAAAAAUUUCACCGAAAAAUUUCACCGAAAAAUUUCUCUUGAAUCCACCUCUGGGUAUCUGCGCGCUCGGGAAAGAAGAACUAUAAACAUUUUAAGAAGAUGCCCCUAUAAAAUCGACCGGUAAGAGUUCAACAACUCCAGUACGGUUCAUUUCAUCAUGCUACUCAAAUAUACAGUAAUAUUUCUAGUGAUAGUUGUUGCCGUUAAGUCGGCCACAAUACAAGAACGGAAUAUACCCGUGGAAAUUAGAUACGAACGAUUAGAACAUGAUAUUACCGGAAAUUUAAGAGAAAAAGUACAAUUGAGCGAAGAAGAACUGAAAGAGAAUCAAUUGAGGCUGCAAAAGUUUGAGGAGGCAAAAAUUGCGGUGUCUAAAGCUGAAGAAACCAAAGACCAUUCCCAUUUGAUUCAAAACCUAAACGAAAAAGUUCAACUUUCUCCAGAAGACUUGCUGCAAUCCUCCAAGCACAUCCCAAUCCAACACACACUUGACCAAGAAACUGAAAAUUUAGAAAAAUUAGGAGACAGUUCAUCAACCAACAAAAUCUCUUUAAUAGACAAGGCCCAGGAUCUCAUUGAAAACGGCCUCAAAACACUGAAAGCCAACUUCGUCCCCACAGAAAACCAGGUGGCACCGCCCAAAGAACUUUGGGAAAAGUUGGAAAAAGACGUCAAAGACUUUUUCACAGAAGAAAGAAAUAAAUUCGGAUCCCGGCAAAAUCAAGGCGCCAAUCAGCAAAAUAUUUUCCAGAAUUUCGCCAACGGUUUCCAGCAAAUGACCAACAAUUUCGUCCAGCAAUUCCAAGGGUUGAAUCAGAACGGACAGAAUGGCACUAGCGGCGACGAGGGCACAGCGCAGCAACAGGGACCUAUUCAAGGGUUUAUUGGAUAUUUUACUGGAGGAGUCCAAAAUAUCGUAAGCAAUAUCCAAAACCUCGGACAAAACGGCCAACAAACUUCGGGAAACAGUACAGUUCUAGGAGAUUCUGGCACCAACCAAGGACAACCUGGAAAUAUUAUUGGUAACUUUGUCAAUGGCGUACAGCAAUUCUUCCAAGGGCCUCAACAAGGAAUCAACCAAAUAUUUUCUUCUAAUAACACACAAGGUGACACUGGUACCGGUCAACCAGGCUCAACCCAGCAAGGUUUCUUCGCAGGUGCCAUUAACCAAUUCAAUUCGGUGGUCAGCAACAUAAUUCCCACCACCGCAAAGCCAGGGACUCAAGGCGAUGAAGGCACUGCCAGUACCGGAGGUACCCAAAACGGACCGAUCCAACAAGUGAUCCAGUCUUUCGGAAACAUUGGUAACGCCUUCAACCAGUUUAUACAAGGAGGACAGCAAAACAAGCCUCCAGGCUCUGAAGACGAAAACGCCAACCCAGCCCCACCUCAAAACCAAAACUUCAUCCAAAGUAUCGGACAAAAUAUCGGAAAUGCUUUCCAGACUAUCCAGAAUCAGUUCAGACCACCGUCGCCGUCCAACUUAACCGCAAUAGCCGGAAGCUCUGACGGUGCCAAUGCUAUCGUCGGACAAGCUGUGAAUGCUGGAACCCAAAUCCAGCAGGUCGCUGGAGAAGUUGCUGGUAACAAUCCCAUUCAAAAUUUGAUACCAGGAAGUUCCCCAAGUGAGAGUGGAGCCAAGAAACCGGUUGAAACUGCAACACCUCAGCCUGCGAGUCCUGCAGCUGAGCCAGUGAGCCUUGAAGCUGUUCCAGUAAAGGUUGAAGCUGUACCAGACAAGAAAGAAGUUAUGACUGCCACCGAAUAGCUGAAAAAAGACUGCUUAGACUAAAAGCUAUAUUAAAAUAGUAGAGAGAUGUCGCUUAGGUUUAGGUAUUUAUUUGAACAUGUUUUUUUGAAGCGUGGUUUUAAUUUUAAAUUAAAUUAUUUUUAUUUAUUGAAUUGUCAAAAACUGUUGAGGACUCGAAAAAAAUCGUACUUAAUAAAUAUAUCAGAUAUAUUUUUUUCUCA